UUAAGCUACUGGCCGUAUUGAUAUUUCUUCCUAGUGUCGCAGUUGUAGGGUUCAUCAGAUGGCUGAUAAUGCCAAAAGACUGUGUAAACGCAAGAGAGCCAGAGAAAAUGGUACAGAGGAAAUAAAAAAGAAAACAACGAAAAUCCAAAAUAGGACCACUGCGGAAAGUGACAUUAGACAAAGUAGCCAAAUUCACCCAAAGGUAAAGAAACUAAAAACAUAGGUCAUUACGUGUCUGAUCAAAUUCAAAGCGUUUACCAUUGUGAACUGAAUUGGAGCUUUAAUAUUAUUCCCAGGGUACAAUAAUCAGGGAAACUGAAGUGACAAGCAUAUAUGGCCAGGUUGGCAUAGGUUCUGUAGAAUUGCCUGCAGAAUUAAUUAACUGAGUGUGAAGUAUUGGUCAGCAGUCCACCUUUCUUUUCAGUGAGUGCACUAUGGUAUGCAGUUUGCUCUGCACUGGCUUCUACAGUUCCCACUUUUGCAAGGGGGAAGAUGGUGGCAUAUUGUUACUGUAGUUGAACUAGGAAUGUAGAGGCUGAGGCUAAUGCUCUGCAGGCAAGGGUCCAAAGCCAAUCCAAAAAUUGGUGAAAUUUGAAUUAAGUUAAUAAUAAUCUUGCAACGUGAAACUUUUCUUGACUGCACUCCGAAUUUGCUUCAUGACUGCAAAGAGCUUGCACUGCACUGGUUGUGACAAGUGCUAUCUAAAUGCCAGUUUUUCUUUAAAACUCUCUCCACUAUUCCAAACCACAUACUCUCUCUACUGUUUCACUCCUUCUCAGUCCUCUGAUUUUGUUCAUUUUACUGUCCUUAAGCUGCUUAGGCCUCGGCUCUAGAAUUCACCCCUACCUGUCAGGUUUUAAGAAGCAUCUUAAUAACAGUAAUGUAAUAAAAGAAAAGUACUUCAGCUGCUGGAGACCUGAAAUAAAAACAGGAUGUGCUGGAAAAACUCAGCAGGCUGCUUGCAUCUGUGGAGGAGAAACAGAAUUGAUGUUUCAAGUUCAAUAUGACUCUGCUUUGAAGUUUUUGAAGAAAAUUCAUAAUGGAUUCAAAAUGUUAAUGCUAUUUCUGUCUCUACAGAAGCUGCCAGAGGAGCAUGUACCUGUUUUCACCAUCAAUCCAGAAAGCAACCCCUGUGCCGUUACUUAUGAGCAGCUCUGUGAGCUGAUAAACUAUGCUGUAUUGGGAAAAGUGAGAAGUUCUCUUCCCAGCUGGUGCCAAGUUCACAAACAGAAAGAACUUAAAGGAGUAGCAGUGAUUGUUCUACAUGGAGUGAGUCAGAUGCACUUCUACAGAUACUAUCUCCAAUUUAAGCAGCUGAAGAAAAGGUUUAGAUUUAGAUUUAGCAUACCCCCUCCUCCUGAUGAUUUUCUACUUCGUAUUUUUGGAACUGAGAAAUUGCUCCCACGAGAUAAAAGUCCUAUGGUCAAUGGUACGCCUGCAGUAAAUGGUCAUUGUUUUAUGACAGAGAAUAAUAGCUGCGGACCAUCAGAUGUUGACAAUCAUCCCAUUAUUAUUAAAUAUGGCAGAAAGAAACAAGGCUUGACCAGUUUUUUGUUGAGUGAAGAAGAGCUGAUGAAGAAUGAUUAUCCUGUUGCAGGCACUCCUCAUUCAGACGGAUUUGUCCAAACUGGGUGUACAGCUAAAGUAACUGACAACAGUCCAUUGUUGGGCCUAGACUGUGAAAUGUGCCUGACCACAAAAGGGAAUGAGCUGACUCGUGUCUGUGUUGUCAAUGCAGAUGGCAGUUGUCUUAUGGAUGAGCUGGUGAAGCCAGACAACCCAAUCCUCAACUACCUCACCAGGUUCUCUGGAAUUACGAAGAAAAUGCUGAUGCCAGUGAAAACAAAGCUGGGGGAUGUUCAAGCUAAGUUAAAGAAGAUCUUACCCAAUGAUGCUGUGCUUGUGGGCCAUUCUUUAAACAAUGACUUGAAUGCAUUAAAAAUGAUUCAUCCAAAUGUUAUUGACACAUCACUGCUUUAUGCCAGGGACUUGGGUCAGAGAUUUAAGUUGAAAGUUUUGGCAAAAAGUGUUCUGGGGUGAGAUAAUUGUUUAUUUGCAUGGAUUGGUCGUUCUGGAAGCACAUGGUCAUUUAAUGAUUGUUAUUGGAAGGGAAAGAUAACUACUCAUGUACAUUUUGGAUGAAAUAUGUCUUUAAAUUAUUUAAACAAUUGGUGAAUUUGUUAGAUGUAUACAUUAGAUUAUUUUUAUAGGAAAAUGUGGGAUUGCUGAGUCUGGUUCUGCACUAAAGAUGAAGCACAAGGCUAUCAUGUAGAUGCACUUGAGAAAGGCUGUUUGAACUAUAUCCUUCAGAAAAAUUUGCAAUUCCCCUUUCCCAUCUUUGUUCUUCCAAUUGUCUUUUAAACAAAAUCUAUUCCCAAUUCCCUUAGCCCGUUGCCACAAAACUCUUGGCUGCCAGUUCUUCUCUCCUGAUUCCCAUAUAAGCUUAACCUUGUCCACUGGGAAUUGCUGGCAUGGCAAUUGUUCCUUUUCUUAUUCUAACCUAUCUCCUUCUAAACUUGCAGCAUUCUGUUCUCUUACUCUGUUAUCCAUCCUGCAGACACAUCAGCAAGUUCACUAGGGAUCACAGGGGUUGUAUUGUGCUGUUGUUUCUGUUGUUAAUCACAUUCAGGACUGAACCAUGCUCAUUCUGACAGUGAAGUGAGAGAGAUGGUGGUAUAGUGGACUGUGAAGAAGGUUAUCUAAGAAUACAACAGAACCUUGACUAGCUAGGCCGAUGGGUGGAGAAGUGGCAGAUGAGUUUAAUUUAGAUAAAUACGAGGUGUUGUAUUUUGGUAAGGCAAACCAGGGCAAAACUUACACACUUAAUGGUAGGACCCUGGGGACUGUUGUUGAACAGAAGGACCAAGGGGUGCAGCUUCAUUGUUCCUUGAAAGUGGAGUCACAGGUAGACAGGGUAGUGAAGAAGGCGUCUGACACGCUUGCCUUCAUUGGUCAGAACGUUGAAUAUAGGAGU
Molecule: messenger RNA, 2974 nt
Organism: Rhincodon typus (whale shark)
Lineage: Eukaryota; Metazoa; Chordata; Chondrichthyes; Orectolobiformes; Rhincodontidae
Product: RNA exonuclease 5-like
Exons: 9
Coding region: 988-2040 (350 amino acids)
Cellular component (GO): nucleus
Molecular function (GO): nucleic acid binding; exonuclease activity
Source: RefSeq, a predicted model, not a curated record